Biomphalaria glabrata is the source of this 2808-nucleotide messenger RNA. RefSeq names its product solute carrier family 22 member 13-like. Bases 128 to 1777 code for a protein of 549 amino acids. The record is from RefSeq and is a predicted model, not a curated record. NCBI's taxonomy places the organism in Eukaryota, Metazoa, Mollusca, Gastropoda, Planorbidae. Gene Ontology annotation, molecular function: transmembrane transporter activity. Gene Ontology annotation, biological process: transmembrane transport. The transcript is spliced from 12 exons. Gene Ontology annotation, cellular component: membrane.
GCAUAGGUCAACUUAUUUAAGGAGUGAACAGGACUACACACUAUUAGAUCUCGUUACCACUGAGCUAGACCUUAGAAUAAAUGUUUUCGUUGAUGAUAAUUUUUUUUUCUUUAAAAUCACACAAACAAUGACUGAAGCCAAAAUGAUGUCACUGGAUGAUAUAUUUCACGAAAUAGGAGGUUUAAACAGAUUUCAACUUUUAAUCAUUCUUUGUGUGUAUGGCUUGAAAAUUCCGAGUGCAUGGAGUAUGAUCCAAAUCACUUUCACCGGACUGGUCCCACCAUUUCUUUGCAACCCAAACACAAACUUGAGCGUUGAAACGAGUUCCAGCAAUGAAUCUUUUAACUCACUCAGCAAUAUGAUGAAAAAGAAAUCGAAUCUCAAUGUAUGUUUUUUAAAUGGAACUUCUUGUCAAGACUUCACAUUUCUAGGUGAUGUUAGAACAAUUAUUUCUGAGUGGAAUUUGGUGUGCGACAUGAAAUGGACAAAGGCUACAAUCACGACCAUUCAAAUGGCUGGAGUUCUGCUUGGGGCAAUGCUUGCUGGUCAAUUUGGCGACUACUUUGGACGCAAAAAGACAACUUACUCAUUUUUUUUGGCCCAUCUUUUGUUCAACUGCGUGACUUAUUUUUCACUGAACUGGCAAAUGUUUGGGGCACUUAGAUUUUGUAUUGGAGCAACAAUAGGGGCGAAUCUUGUCAUGACCGUUCCUUACUGCUCAGAAUAUCUACCACUACGAUGGAGAACGUUGAUACCUAUUAUUCCAAUGUGGCCUAUCGGAACGGCCAUAUUUGCAGGAGUCGCUUUUCUUCUUCCCGAUUGGCGUUACCUUCAUUUGGCUAAUGCUGCGCUGUCUGCACCGUUUCUUUUGGGAUAUUUCUGUGUCCCAGAGAGUGUACGAUGGCUCGCCACCAAGGGCCGCAUGUCAGAAGCCUUUAGCGUCAUAGAAAAGAUUGCAGCUUUAAACCGAAAACCUGUGCCCGCUUACACCAUGGAUGUUAUUGAAGCUGUAGCUGCUGCCGAAGAAAAGAGUAGAAAAGCCGGACAUAAAUACAACUAUCUUGAUCUUUUUCGAGGCAAGACAAUGGUCAUCACAACACUAGUUUUAGGACUCCACUGGAUCGUACUAUCUCUUGUGUUUUAUGGACUAUCUUUUGGCGCGUCGAGUUUUACUGGCAACGUGUACCUGAAUAUAUUCAUCAUAGGAAUUAUAGACAUCCCAGGAAAUAUUACAGUCAUCUACUGGAGCAACAGAUUUGGUCGCAAAAAGAGUACAAUUGGCUUCCUUCUAAUAGGCAGUCUAGCCAGCUUUGGUUGUCUUGCGACCAUCUUGGCAGCCGAAGAAGUCAAUAAAGGAUCAAUACUACGUGGUCUAAGUCUUGCUGCUAAACUAGGCAUUGCCGGCAGCUGGGUCUCUGUUCAGACCUGGGUCGGUGAACUCUAUCCAACAGUAACAAGAAGCCUUGGUUAUGGUUUUGUAAAUACAGCCUCAAGAGUCGGUGGUAUGUUAGCUCCAUUUGCUAUUAAUCUGGAUGACUGGAUUGUCUUCUCCUUUAGCCUGAUGGGGUGUAUUACCUUGGUCACUGGACUUCUGCUGACACUUAUACCGGAAACGUUGAAUCAAACUUUGAGAGACAGUGCCAACACAGCAGACGCGAGCAUGCAGGUAAAAGAUAUGAGAACAACCUCCUGGUAUGAUGGAGGGUCCACCUCACUCGACACUUGUUGUCUUGCAGGCAGUGGAAAAAUCCACAAGAGGUAUGGCGCUGCAUUCUGAAAACGAAAGAGCGCUGUAAAUAGACCUUUUCCCCACUCCUAAAUCUCACUAGAUGACUGUUCUUUGGGGAGAUGUUGGUAGGUGGUUAGUCUAAUUUAACUCGCAGUCUCAUUUCAAGAUAAGAUGAACUCAGAGGCGUCACUGUUGAAAUGGUAGUGACCAAUUAAAAAGCAAAGAAAGGUGAUGGUCACUAAGUGUUAAUGCAAGAAAAAAAAACAAGCAAAAUAUAAAAAACGAGCCGACCCGCGGCGUAGCAUACGCCCCCACCCCCUCUUUUUUUUAAAUUUAAUCUCGCUCUGUCAUCACGAAAGUUACGUGGGGUAACUCUAGCCCGACUUGCAGAAAUAAAAUAGUUAUCUUUCCAUGACUGGUGUCUGCAUGGUUGGACCAUGCGUGUUCUAUAGAUUGUGUGAGUAAGCUUACAUUGUGUGCGCGCGUUUGUGUUUGUGUGUACAUUGAACAUUGGAAUGAAUUAUAAUAAAGUCUAAAUUGUUGGAAACAAAGCCCACAACAAAUCUAAGCCUGCCUUUUUAUUGCCCCAUGAUAAACAUGUGUCCCGCUUUCGCUGCCCAAAUAUCUGCCCUUAACUAUGACCUUCAAUUACAUAAGGCGGCCUUUACGUAGGUGAUCAAAUGGAAGAACGAGGCUAAGAUUGAUCAAUGUGCAUAUCUAAAACUAUUCGGGAGGUGGGGGGUAGAGGCAUUAAAAAAGAGAGAAUAGACUGGAAAGCUCUGAAUAGAACGAUGCAUUUAUCCGUCAAGAAUCUGUCUCCAGCUGAAGUGUGACUGGUGUAGAUGCAUGAGGUUCCGAGUCAUAAUCUUAGAAACUUGAAGCUUCCAUCAGCUGUAGCGCUACUGGUAUAGAUGUCCGCACAAAGUUCCGAGAUAUGAUCUUAGAAAAAGCUUUUCUGUUUGAAUUAUUAUCUAUUUACCUCUUAAAUAUAUUGUUAAGAAAAUAAAAGUUGAAUCAACUCUUUUUGCAAUUUUUGAAAAAAAUUACAUUUGAACCUCCAAAAAAAGUUUCCAUAGAAU